Molecule: messenger RNA, 2436 nt
Organism: Paramuricea clavata
Lineage: Eukaryota; Metazoa; Cnidaria; Anthozoa; Malacalcyonacea; Plexauridae
Source: the annotation of a GenBank genome assembly
GCAUUACUGCAACUGCCGCAUCAGUAGGAGCUGCCGGUGUGCCACAAGCAGGCUUGGUUACAAUGCUGAUUGUACUACAAGCUGUUGGAUUGCCUGUCAGUGAUGUCAGUCUCAUUGUAGCUGUUGAUUGGUUCCUGUAAGUGAAACAUAAUUAGUCUUUCUCGCGAAGGCCAAAUUCGCCAUUUUUGGGGUACUUUUUUGAAAAGGACGUGAAAAAUCUAAGCGAUGUGAAAACAUUUUUUCGAAUAUUUAACUAUAAUUAACUUAUAAUGAUUAUACUCACAAUUAUAGUUAUACAAAUCCCUUAUUCACUGUGUAGAAUCUCAGAUUUGGAAAAGGCAGUACCCCAAAAAUGACAGCUUGAGAAAGGCUAAUUCCCUAAUAGUUAUCACAUUAUUGUCAUAUCAUCGAGAAAUUAGCCAAAAAAGCUAUGCUUGGGCCUUGGAGGGUUCCCUUUCGAUGAUUGGAACUUCUACGAUUCCAACGUUUGAGAUUCCAACUUUUUAAUAUAUGCGGCCUUGAAUUGGUUUAACAGUGGCGGAAAUCUCGGGGGGGGGGCGUCCGUCCCCCCACCUUCGUGGAAAAUGACGAAUUAGUUUUUUUCGGAAAUUUAGAAGGCUUCGCCCCCCCCCCCCGGAAAAAGUGAAUUUCCGCCACUGUGGUUUAAUGCGAUUUAAAAUCAAUCAUAGAGCAAGGUAUUUGAAUAGGUCACAUGUAUACGCUUUAUAAGAUCAAUAAACUUAUGAAUACUACUGUAAUCAUGAGGAUCUGGAUCGAGGAGUGAAGAAUACUAACUCCAGGUAGGAGACAGAAUGAUUACGAUUAAUCAUCAUUCACUUCAAAAGUGUACGCCAUUGUAAGUGCUCAUGCAGAUCUUAUCAUCUGCAAUAUUUUUGUGCAGUAUAAAUUUAUUUUCCCAUUUAUUCCGUUAAUCCAGAGAUCGUAUUCGAACCACAGUGAAUGUAUUGGGUGACUCAUUUGGGGCAGGGAUCGUUCAGCAUCUUUCGCGUCAUGAGUUAAGGACCGGCCACAAUUAUCCUGAAGAUGGUAAUAAAAGUGACCUGCCCAAUGGUUCUGGACAGCCUGGUAGCACUGUUUUAACAAACUUGGACGCCAACUCUGAAACUCAUUUCUAAUUUUCUUUUGUCUCAAUGGUCAAUGGGCUUGACACAAACGGAGGGUAUUUAAUAACAGCGACUUUAUAUGAAUAUGGUAGGGUCGGUUUUACCAAGCAAUUUUAAUUUUUGUGUUAUGUUUAUUGCUUAUGUACUAUCGUUGUAUAUCUAAGGAUAAACAGUAGAAGACAAAAUCAUUAUCUAUUCGUACGAGAAACAUUUGUAACAACUUGGCUAGCCCUCAUGCAGGCGGUCAUUGGUAGGCUGGAGAAAUGUAAUCAGUUAUUACCCAGAUUAAAAUCUGUUAAAUGCUUCUUACAAAGGUAGCAUUAUCACUGUAUUCAUCUGCCACCCUUUAUCCUUAUACAAGCGACAGUAUAAUGCAGGGGCAAGGGCCCCCAAGUUUUCAAAAGACACACAAAGUGCUGGAUACUCCGGUUUCUUCACACAGGGAAUGUUGAAUUGUGGGAUCCCAUAAUUGACCCUUCUAUCCUAGCUGUGCUCCGUGAGUCAUAAGGUGGCCGUUCCAGAGGCGAUCUUAGAAAGCAUUCGACUCGAUCAGGUUGAGCUGCGUUAUUCGCAAUUCAGCUUAGCUCUCAGCUGCAAGUAAGGAUGACCCAUUCCCCAAUGUUUCCACUUUACCUGACAAAGUUUAUGCCUUUAGCCGACCGCGCUUCAUCCGUUUUUCCACAUUAUAUUAAUUCGUAUUAAGAAUAAUGAUUUUAUUCUUUUUAGUAAUGAUUUUUCUACACUAUAUAUUUUACGAUGUGUGUAUAUAUACUGUAUGUUUAACUGAAAUUAUUUUGAGUAAUAGGCCUUAGCAUUUUUUGCUGGAUUACGGAUUUCUCUAUCUUGUAUUUUUAAAAAGCAUGCAGAGAAAGCGGACGCUCAUCAGUUUCCGUGUGUCAUUUCCAUAUUUUAGAAAGUACUAGUGUUUUGGCUGAGCAAGAUGCCCGAAAAUAUAAAAUGAAGAACAGUAUGUAGGAAUAAAGUCAUGCUGACCUACAGUCUAAACUUGCAUGUGGAAACAUGGCCGUGAAGGAUAAUUGAUAUUUGGACAAUUUGUUUUUCUUUUUCUUUCACCUUCUUGUCCUAUUGGUGAGCAAAAUCCGUAAUCCAACAAAUAAGAAAGCGUGGCCUAACUCUAUAUUUAAAUGUUUAAGAUCUUCUAACUUAACUUUUUAAAUUGUGGCAUAUCAAAUGUAAAAUUUAUUAUGGUGUGACCAGAACGGAAAAUAAAGUUCGAAUAUUAAAGUUUAUGGUGAGAUGUUGAGUUCAUUCUUUACAUAGAUAAAAUAAUAAUGUAAACUCGUAAUAAGAC